UUCAUUCAGUAAAACUGUCAAAGCUGCAAGUUGUGGAUGUGUGGCCGUCAGUAACAUAGAAACAUUUCGUAAAAAUAAACUAAAAUGAAACUUCUGAAUCGAGCUGGUUUUAUAACAAAAACAGUGUCUGACUAUUCGUCGCAAACCUAAAACUAGUGCCAUUCUAUCGGUUUCUAUCACUAGAGUGCGUGUCCCACAUUUUAAAACGACGAAAGUUGUAAUUUAGAAAGAAAAGUGUGAUGUUCAUUUUAAUUUGUUGUGAAAAAUGCGUGCCGUGAAUAGUUUGUUGUUGAUAAACUUUUUCUUGUGUGUGUGCGGGGAUGAUAAUGAGAUUUCGAAUGAGAUUGAGACGAAAAAUCAUUCGUUAGAGUUGACCCAAUCCUUGAACUUGGCACGGCAGGAGUUAAUACAAGAUACAUGUUCGCGUUUCCCUCCUCGAUGGAGCUUAGAUGACUUGCCACCGAGCCGUUUGGAACACAUUUUAGUCGACGAACAUCGAAAACUUCUCUAUUGCUACGUCCCAAAGGUGGCCUGUACAAAUUGGAAGAGAGUGCUAAUGAUACUGGCCGGCAAAUGGAACAAUACUAAUGUCCUCUCUAUACCGGGCAGUCUGGCCCACUCUCCGGGCAUGUUCAGAAACCUCAGCUCCGUAUCAAAACGGGACAGAGAUUACAUGCUAGAAAAUUAUCACAAGAUGAUUAUAGUCCGGAACCCCUUUGAGCGGUUGCUGUCAGCUUACAGGAAUAAGUUGGAAGGAGACACGCCUAGUGCUAAAUAUUUUCAGGAUCGCGUUGGCCGUCGCAUCAUCAGGACCUACCGCCAGAAUCCAAGCAACGAGUCCCUAGAGCUUGGGAAUGACGUCACGUUUAAGGAGUUCGCUCUGUUCCUGACCAACCGGUCAGAGGAGCUUGCGGAUGUGGUUAACAAUGAGCACUGGCAACCCAUCACUAGCCUGUGCCAUCCGUGUCUCAUCAAAUAUACUUUAGUUGGUAAAUACGAGACGUUGUUAGACGACUCGCUCCUAGCCCUUCACACUAUCAACGCGGCCGAAGUGGAGUUCCCUCGCCUCGCCCGCACCUCCGGCACGGCCGAUAAACUACGCAAGUACUUCUCACAGCUGGACUUGCCACUCAUUAGGAAGCUGUACAAAUUGUACAAGUACGACUAUAAGAUAUUCGACUACGAUUUGGACAGUAUAGUCGGGUUUGAUUUAGGGUAGAUUGAAUUUACUCUCGGAGUAAUUAACAACGGAGACGCCAUGUCUAAAAUUUUCGGUACAAAAUAGUCUGCCGUUUUUUGCGGGGGAGGGGCACAUCAAAUGU
This is a messenger RNA of Cydia fagiglandana, 1322 nucleotides long. Its product is annotated as carbohydrate sulfotransferase 11. The transcript is spliced from 4 exons. The coding region runs from base 266 to 1219 and encodes 317 amino acids. Gene Ontology annotation, cellular component: membrane. The record is from RefSeq and is a predicted model, not a curated record. Lineage: Eukaryota; Metazoa; Arthropoda; Insecta; Lepidoptera; Tortricidae. Gene Ontology annotation, biological process: carbohydrate biosynthetic process. Gene Ontology annotation, molecular function: sulfotransferase activity.